AUGUCCGCCGUCGCCCGCCUGCGCGACCGCACGUCCGACUUUCGCGCGCUCCUCUCGGCGCACGAGGGCGACGUGGCCGCGUCGAGCAGCUCGCGCCUCGUGCAAGCGCCGCGCGAGACGCCCGGCGCGCGCGGCGAGUUCGCCAAGCGCGCCGGCGCCGUCGCGCGCGAGAUUGCAGACACGAGCGCCAAGCUCGGCCGUCUGGCGCAGCUGGCCAAGCGCAAGACGCUCUUCGACGACCGGCCCGUCGAGAUCUCGGAGCUGACGUACAUCAUCAAGCACGACAUUGCCGGCAUCAACGGGCAGCUCUCGCAGCUGCAGACGCUGCACCUCGCCUCCAAGGCCAAGCCCGGCGCGGCGAAGCGCGACCGCGCCGAGGAGCACCGCGGCAACGUCGUCACGCUGCUGCAGAGCCGCCUGGCGGGCGCCACGAGUGCGUUCCAGGAGGUGCUCGAGGUGCGGACGAAGAACAUGAAGGCGUCGCGCGACCGCAGCGAGCAGUUUGCCUUUUCCGGCGGCGCACCGGCGCCCGGGCAGAACUCCGACUCGCCGCUCUACAAGCCGCACGGCGGCGCGCAGGCGGCGGCCGGGAGGGCAGCCUUCGACCCGGCGCUCGCGGGCGCCGACGGGUAUGAUCCAAAGGCCAAGGGCGGCGGCGAGUUCCUGGCGCUGGACAUGGGCCAGCAGCAGGACCAGAUGCUGCUGAUGGAGAGCGGCGGCAACGAUGCGUACCUGCAACAACGCUCCACGGCCAUCGAGUCGAUUGAGUCGACGAUCUCGGAGCUGGGACAGAUCUUUGGGCAGCUGGCGCACAUGGUGCAGGAGCAGGGCGAGACCGUCACCCGGAUAGAUGCCGACGUCGAAGAGGUCGGCCUGAAUGUCGACGGCGCGCAGCGCGAGCUGCUCAAGUACUUUGCCAAUGUCUCGAGCAACCGCUGGCUGAUGCUCAAGAUCUUUGGCGUCCUCAUCGUCUUCUUUCUGCUCUUCAUUGUCGUCAGCUAG
Messenger RNA from Tilletiopsis washingtonensis, 1002 nucleotides. Its product is annotated as t-SNARE. Bases 1 to 1002 code for a protein of 333 amino acids. Gene Ontology annotation, biological process: endoplasmic reticulum to Golgi vesicle-mediated transport; intracellular protein transport; vesicle fusion. NCBI's taxonomy places the organism in Eukaryota, Fungi, Basidiomycota, Exobasidiomycetes, Entylomatales. Gene Ontology annotation, molecular function: SNAP receptor activity; SNARE binding. Gene Ontology annotation, cellular component: Golgi membrane; SNARE complex; endomembrane system. The transcript is spliced from 7 exons. The record is from RefSeq and is a predicted model, not a curated record.